UCCGCCUACUAACCCAGCGAGCAGGGUGUAAAUCGCUGUUUGGAUUUCCACACACUGAAACACUUGUGGCUGUGACUGCGGGCCGAACUGACGCCGCUCCGAGAGUCUUUGUUCUCUUCAAAUCACUCUGUAACCAAUUUCCAAAUGAGUGACGGUGAGUGUGACUUCUUCUGCUUCUUCCGCUGCUGCUGAGCGCGCUCUUUACGGGCCUCAGGCCGACAGGAAAAGCCAGGGUGCCUUUUGAACAGCGACACGACCAGGCGGGACGGUCAGUGGCAAGGGCAGGUGGAAGUGGAGCUUCGUACGAGCCAUUUCAGCCGAUCGGACCGCUGGGAUCCGACAGGUAGGCGGGCCGUCUACCUGUGCGGGUGGUUGAUUCAAUCGACUGGAUGUCUGUGGACAUGAACAGCCAGGCGUCGGACAGCAACGAGGAAGACUUCGGGGUAAACUCUGAAGAAGAGGAGGAUGAGGACGACGACGGAGGAGAAGAGGACGACCAGGGCGACAUCGCAGGGUACUAUGAGGGCGUGGCCAGCGAUGUGGAGCAACAGGGCGCCGACUCCUUCGAUCCGGAGGAGUACCAGUUCACCUGUCUGACCUACAAAGAGAGUCAGAGGGUGCUGAUAGAGGAGGUGAACACUGUGGCUGCUGCACUGAAGGUUUUACCAGCAGUAGCAAAAUUGAUCCUGGUGCAUCUUCACUGGCAGGUUACACAAAUACUGGACAGAUAUAAGUCCAACUCAUCUCUGCUGUUGUCAGAUGCGCUGGUUCAGCCCAGCAGCACAUGCAGAUCAGUCACUGCCCCUCAGUCCCUCCAGUGUGGUGUGUGUCUACAGGUCGUAAGGAGGGAUUCCCUGCUGGCACUUCCCUGCCAGCACUCCUUCUGCAAAGGAUGCUGGGAGCAGCACUGCACUGUACUGGUCAAAGAUGGCCUGGGAGUGGGUAUCUCGUGUAUGGCUCAGGACUGUUCCCUGCAAAUGCCAGAAGAUUUUGUCCUGCCACUGCUGCCAGGAGAGGAGCUGAAGGACAAAUACAGACGCUACCUCUUCAGAGACUAUGUCGAGAGUCACUUCCAAUUGCAGUUGUGUCCGGGUGCAGACUGUCCCAUCGUCAUCAAGGUGCAGGAGCCGCGGGCUCGCAGGGUGCAGUGUAGCCGCUGCAGUGAAGUCUUCUGUUUUAAAUGCCGUCAGAUGUACCAUGCACCCACAGACUGUGCAACAAUCCGGAAAUGGCUGACCAAAUGUGCCGACGAUUCAGAGACGGCUAACUACAUCAGCGCACACACUAAAGAUUGUCCUAAGUGCAAUAUCUGCAUUGAGAAGAACGGAGGAUGCAAUCACAUGCAAUGCUCCAAGUGUAAACACGACUUCUGCUGGAUGUGUCUUGGUGACUGGAAGACUCAUGGCAGUGAAUACUAUGAGUGCAGUCGAUACAAAGAAAACCCUGAUAUAGUGAACCAGAGCCAACAGGCUCAGGCCAGAGAGGCCCUCAAGAAAUACCUCUUCUACUUUGAGAGGUGGGAGAAUCAUAACAAGUCUCUGCAGUUGGAGGCUCAGACGUACCAGAGGAUCCAGGAGAAGAUCCAGGAGAGAGUGAUGAACAACCUGGGAACCUGGAUCGACUGGCAGUACCUUCACAAUGCUGCAAAGCUACUGGCUAAGUGUCGCUACACACUGCAGUAUACAUACCCCUACGCCUAUUACAUGGAGUCCGGCCCACGCAAGAAACUGUUUGAGUACCAGCAGGCCCAGCUGGAGGCAGAGAUAGAAAACCUGUCGUGGAAGGUGGAGCGUGCGGACACCUAUGAAAGAGGAGUGGUGGGAGCCGAGGGGGAGCUCAGUGCCAGUGACAGAGGGGAUCUGGAGAAUCAGAUGCACAUUGCUGAGCAAAGGCGACGCACGCUGCUGAAGGAUUUCCACGACACCUGAAGCUCCAAUCGCGACUGCAAAGCACCAGCAUCUCCUUUCUUCCUUGUCUCCCACUUUUGCUUCCUUCCAUGACCAUCCCUCGGUGCAGUCACCCUGACCUCUCCUUACGCUUCUCUACACUCGCUCAUCAGCUUCUUUCUUUCUGUCUCUCCCUCAUCUCACUCCUAUAAUGCUGCAGGGUCACAGAAUGGCACGAUUGUAUCUCCCCUCCCUCAUCCUCAUUUACAUGUUUUGGCUUCAGAGCAUCACAUUCACCAUGGUUACACUUGUCGCAGCGUUUCAGAUCUGAUCGUGAAGGUCAAUUUUUUUGAUGUCUCAUUUGUCUGAAAAUAGUGGGUAUGCCCAUUACUCACAUGAGGAGCAGAAGGCAACCUGUAGCCUGUUAAAUGUCAGAGCUGUUACGGGGACCAGGAAUAGUUUUCUUUUAAAGGACCAGUGUGCAGGAUUUAGUGGCAUCUAGUGGUGAGGUUGCAGAUUGCAACCAACUCAACCCUCUCCUCCCCUCCACGUCAAGUGUGUAGGGAAUCUAUGGUGGCUGUGAAACAGGCGAAAAAUUAUGAAAUGCCCUCUAUACAGGGUUGGUUUGUCCAUUGAGGGCUACUGUAGAAACAUGGUGGGCUCCGUGGAAAAGGACUCCCUCCCUAUGUAGAUAGAAAGGGCUAAUUCUAAGGUAACAAAAACACAACCAUUUUCCGAUGACUAUAUACUAAUUAAAACAUACUUAUGAAUAUUAUAUUCCAUUUCUCACAAGUCAGUCCCGCUAGAUGCCACUAAAUUCUGCACACUGCACCUUAAAGGAGAUGGUGCUGAUGAUGAGUUUGGUGGUUUUAUGAGACCAUACCACCUAGCAGCCACUUGCUGGCAGUAUUAGCUGUAUCACUUCCUGAAUUGGCCUGAACACACACAAAGUUGAAAUUCAUAAUUUUCUACACCUUAAUUUUCAGUUCUUUCCUCGGCUGCAGUAGGUUGAUGUAAACCAAUGAAUAAAACGUUUCACUACGACAAAUAUGAUGGGAGUAAUUCUUGAAAGUUGUACGGAAACAGAUGUUUGUUUACAUCAGCUAUUGCAAAACCUAUAAGUGUGCCGGCUAGUAGGGUGUGAUACAUCUGGGUGAAACAUGUCAUUGCCACUGUUCUGGCUCUGUUUUUAACAAACUGUAUCAACCAGGACAUGUGCAAUGAACAAUUAAAUGGCAGAGUAUGAAGACUUUUAUUGUAAAAGUGCUUUUUUUUUUCCUGAUAUUCUGCCUGGUAUAUGAAUAUGGUGUGUUUACUGUGAAAAAAUGGUGGCCCCACAUACUCCCUAAAUUACUUGAAAAACAAACGAAAUAUAGUAUUUUCCUAUGUAUGAUGCAUGUUCAUUUACAGAAGAACCUAAAGAAUAAGAUGAGUGUGUGUAUAAAUGACUGAUUUUGUUGCCAGUGUUUCACAGUACACACACCUUCCCCUCCUGUGUUUGUGUUGGUGCCAAACCUGCUCCGACCAGAACUGCCAGCAAACCGUUGCGAGUGAUCGUGAUCAAAGUAAAACUGCUGAAUUAUUCAGUUCCAUUCUUGUGUCUUUUUAUUCUCAUUAUACUGGUAUUGUUGCUUGAUUGUGUUCAGCUAAUGUAAAUCCAAACCGGUGUGCGCCUGACCUCUGUCACGACAGGGUGAGCAAAACCUGUUUACCCCCACGGAUCAGAUGAUAGUUGUUUUUGAAGCAGCAAGUGUAAUCUCAUCCACUCACUCAUGCACACUACAACACCACCCACUGACAUAGCAUGCGUACACACACACAUUCACACACUCAUGCUCAAACACUCCGCAGCAGAAGAUAAACAUUAACUGUUAAUUUGUCCCCCCCAUCUCGUGCUCUUCUGUCUUACUUUACAUUCAUCCCCUCACUUUAUUUCUCUCGUUUUGUUUUUUUUCUUUUCCCCCGCUCACAUUGUUCACGUUUCUUCUGGAAAAUGGCUGUUGAUAGAUAGAUCGUUUAAAAAAAAAAAAAAGAAAAGAAAAAAACUACCAAAAAAAAUUGCUGUAAUUUUCAACGGUUGUACAUUAAUACAGAAAUAGAGUUACUGAGAGUUUUUCAAACCGGA
Molecule: messenger RNA, 4011 nt
Organism: Scomber scombrus (Atlantic mackerel)
Lineage: Eukaryota; Metazoa; Chordata; Actinopteri; Scombriformes; Scombridae
Gene: arih2
Product: ariadne homolog 2 (Drosophila)
Exons: 15
Coding region: 390-1928 (512 amino acids)
Biological process (GO): ubiquitin-dependent protein catabolic process; protein polyubiquitination; positive regulation of proteasomal ubiquitin-dependent protein catabolic process
Cellular component (GO): ubiquitin ligase complex; cytoplasm
Molecular function (GO): ubiquitin protein ligase activity; ubiquitin conjugating enzyme binding; zinc ion binding
Source: RefSeq, a predicted model, not a curated record